CCUUGGGGGACGCAAAUUGUAUAUAGUUAGGCGUUACAGUGAGGAGAUACCAUCUAUUCAAAUUAUGGCAUAUUCAAGUCGUGAUGAUAAUUCAGUAGUACCAAAUUACGCAUUAGAUACAAGUCUAGCAACAAACAAAUUACGUAUUACUAUACAAAUUCAUGGCUUAAAAUCAUCAACUAUAUUAGAGUUUCAUAAAAAACUUAUUCCCAAACUUUACAAAAAAGCAUCAAAUGGUGAAAUAGUAUUUCAUCUAAGUAAUGAUGGUUUUCUGUUUGAAUUUCAUGGGCUUGAUACUUUAAAAGACUGUAAUUAUCGACUUCAUGUUGACAAAUUACCGGGCACACUAGAUAAUAAACGGUCACAAUUGAUUGUACGUGAAGAUGCUGUGGAAAUUAUUCUCAUAAAAAUUGACGAUAGUUCAUGGUCAUCUGUUCUAAGUGAGGGUUUACAUAUUAUUGAGAAUGAGAAGAAGUAAUCUUUUCUAUGUGAUAAUAAGUUCUUUUUUUCAAAGACAUUCCAGCUUAUAAUAAAUACUGCUUUCAAUUUGCCUACUUUUCCUACCAGGUUUUAGGUAAAUGUAAAUAAUUUAUUUGAUUUUCGGUUUGUAUCUUCAGUUUAUGACUUCAUUUACUAGUUUAUAUUUAUUCAAAUUUUAUUUUAAUUUCCCGACAAAUAAUUUGUCUUGUUUAUUACCAGUGAAAUGCUGUUUUCUUAAUUAAUGUACACUAAGAACAUUUUGUUGCAUUUUGACAAUAGACUCAUGUAAAAAGAACUUUUUUUCGUUAUUUCGGUUUGCUUGAUCUACUGUAAGUGAAGUUAAAUUUACUGUGACACAUUUUGACUGGCAUUUUCUUUUUCAAUAAAGAUUAAUCUUAAUAUAAAUUUACUGAUUAAA
This is a messenger RNA of Schistosoma intercalatum, 898 nucleotides long. The record is from the annotation of a GenBank genome assembly. Lineage: Eukaryota; Metazoa; Platyhelminthes; Trematoda; Strigeidida; Schistosomatidae.